Messenger RNA from Amblyraja radiata (thorny skate), 3507 nucleotides. It is a transcript of the gene phf5a, whose product is annotated as PHD finger protein 5A. Bases 62 to 394 code for a protein of 110 amino acids. Lineage: Eukaryota; Metazoa; Chordata; Chondrichthyes; Rajiformes; Rajidae. The transcript has 4 exons. Gene Ontology annotation, biological process: mRNA splicing, via spliceosome. The record is from RefSeq and is a predicted model, not a curated record.
GUGUAGAGGUCAAAGGGCAGGUGAUGCUGCUUCCGGCGGCUGGUGGCGGUUGGAGUACGUGAUGGCGAAGCAUCAUCCUGACUUGAUCUUCUGCCGCAAACAGGCGGGAGUUGCUAUUGGGCGAUUGUGUGAAAAAUGUGACGGUAAAUGUGUGAUCUGUGACUCCUACGUCAGGCCUUGCACGCUGGUGCGUAUCUGCGAUGAGUGCAAUUACGGGUCCUACCAAGGACGGUGUGUGAUCUGCGGUGGCCCAGGAGUCUCUGAUGCCUACUACUGCAAGGAAUGCACAAUCCAGGAAAAGGAUAGAGAUGGAUGUCCGAAAAUUGUUAAUCUUGGCAGCUCAAAAACGGACUUGUUCUACGAAAGGAAAAAGUAUGGCUUCAAGAAGAGGUGAUCCCAGAAUGACUGCAGGAAAUCUUUUUAUGUUCCAUUUGAAUGUGGGGACAGUGGAGCGUUGUUCAAUGUUGCUGCUUCUCUGUUUUUAAUAGUGGGGUCUUCAAGGCAAAAAUGGGCAGAAUCUGCAGCAGGGCAAGGUGCGCACGGUAACAGACUCUUUAAAAACAAAAUUACUGGGAUAUUUUCUCUCAGUAUUGUUAUUGGAGGUGAAUAAUCAAUUUUGGUCAGUGGAGAUCUUUCUCUAAGCCAGAACAAAACUACCAUCAUCAAUCAGUGGACUUGGGUGCCAUCUUUAAAGAAGAUGUGAGAUUAGUAACUGGAAUAUCUUGAAUCAGUAAGUGUUAAUAAUUCACUCUCUGCAAGCUUUUUGUCAUGUUUCACAUUCAUGUACCAGAGGCAGAUGAUUGCUUCCUCCUCUCCCUGUUAUCUCACUCUUGUCAGAUGAUUUCAUUUUUAUCUUGGAUUUUAUAUUUGGUUUGACAUCUUUUCCUGAGGAGCUCUAAAGUUGUGGAGUGCUGGAACUGUGUUGUCCUACGGCCCUCCAUCCCUGGCCUCCAGCAACUCCCUUUCUUUCCACUGUCUGAGGAAGGGUCCCGAUCCAAAACGUCAUCUGUCCAUAUUCUCCAGAGAUGCUUAGGAAGGAACUGGAGAUGCUGGUUUACACCGAAGAUAGACGCAAAAUGCUGGAGUAAUUCAGCGGGCCAGGGAGCAUCUAUGGAGAAAUGGAAUAGGAGACGUUUUGGGUCGAACCCCUUCUUCACACUGAGAGUCGGGGAAGGGGAAACUAGAGGUAGUGAAAGGCCUUUUCUCCAGAGAUGCCGCCAGACCCGCUGAGUUACUCCAGCAUUUUGUGUCCCUCCUUGCAAAGUUAACUGACCACACUCACACUCUGUGAGCACAUUUUAUAUUUCACUUGCCAUUUCUCUUUAAGAUGUAGCAUGACUGGUACAGUUUCAAAAAUAUCCAUUAUAACACCCUUGUCUCAUUGAGUGACCAGACUGCAUGAGGUGUGCCAAGUCCAAAAUUGAUCUCCGUUGAGUUAAAACGUGAUUGAGAUGACACAGUCUGAGACCAAGAAGAAUCAAACACCGAGUGCAGUCUCGACCCGAAACGUCACCUAUUCCUUUUCUCCAGAGAUGCUGCCUGUCCCGCUGAGUUACUCCAGCUUUUUGUGACUAUUACCGGGUAUACCUACCUCUGUUUUCUCUGCAGUAGUUUUUGGAUGGAACAUGUGUGUCUUCUGGGGACAGAAUCACACUCUUUUCCAAUAGAUUUCAUACAGCAUGUGGCACAAGUAGCAUUCCAAGUCCAGCUGUCCAAACUUAAUUUUUGUUUGAUAUUUUGCCAGGCAAUCCAGUCAGAGCAAACAUGUUUAGGAUAUUCCACGUGCAGCUCCAUGCUAUAAUGGGAGAGUUACCAGAGGGGUGAGCUUUCUGUCUCAUUCUCAUGAGCUUUACACAGUGUGUGUGAGUGCAUCAGGCUGAAAAACACAGCCCUAAAAUCAGUGAGUAACGUUGCCAGCUUUUUUGUUAAGGCAGUAUCAAAGGAAAGAUUUGAAGUGUGCAUUAGGCAUCAGGGAAACCACACUCCUUAAGAUGCCAAUCAAGUGUGAGUAAGCCUCUCCAGCUUUCAGCACUGUAAGCAAAGUGCUGUCGUUUCUGAAACAGCUACAGGACGAUUCAUUGGGGUUCCCUUAUUUUCUGCUUGACUGCGUUAAAUAGUUUGGUACGGUUAUGGCUUCUUUAUUAGGACUUUUAUAAUAAAUAAUAAUACACUUUAUUACGGACUCGAGGUCCAGACAAGGGGCAACAUUACAUUAAAAAAAAAUGCAUUGUAUAUUAAAUAUCAUAAAGUGCAUAUAAAAUCUUAGUAUAUCACUUAUAAAAGCAUCAUAAAUUAUAUAUUUUUAAAAACACAAUACAUAAGUUAAAAAUCCAGAUUAAAAGAAUGAUCAAUGUCCUACAACGAGACAACGAUACCUGUGUCUCCACAGCAGUUGGGUAAAGUAAAAACAUCUUGAUGGCUUGCGUCCUUGAGAAUAAAACAUCUCAUGUCCUCCAGUAAUUGCUCACCCUGUAUAAUGCCCAGUCUGCCCCAAAAAAAAACUUGUCAAAAGUGCCAAAGUCGGGCACUGAAGGAAGAGUUUUCAGUCUGUGACUCUCAUCCUGCAAGUGCUAGGUUUUACUUGGCUCCAGGCGUGUACCGCUUCCUGAUGCUGUGGUGGUGACUGAUCUUGACAGCUGAGUUCCUGGUCCAGUACAUAGAGACCUAGAGGGAGAGAGAAAUGCUAUUAGGAUGGCGUUGGCACGCUUUGACAGAGACAUUUUAUAUUCCAGAGAGUCAAGUUUAGAACAUGUAGAUUAAACCAGCACAGGGCCUUAUCCUGGACAAUUCUUGUUUAACCUGGGAGAAUUAUCAGAAGCUAGUGGCUUGUCGCCAUUUAAGAUUAUGCCUCUUUAAAUGUAGGAAAAAUAAAUUAAUAUGGAAGAUAGACCCAAAAUGCUGGAAUAACUACGAGUCUGGAGAAAAAGGAUUAAGUGAUGUUUCGGGUCGAGAGUUUUGGGUCUACAUUUGGUGUAAACCAGCAUCUGCAGUUCCUUCCGACGCAAAAUAAAUCAAUAUAUGUCUGAGGAAGGGUGCCGACCCAAAACGUCAGCGAUCCAUGUUCUCCAGAGCUGCUGCCCGACAUACUGAGUAACUCCAGCACCACUUUUUUUUUUAUAAACCAGCAUUUGCACUUCCUUGUGUCUUCAGUAUAUACUUGGUUCAUCUGAAGGAAAUGUAACCCAAUGUGCGGGUAAUACAACAGAAUAAAGAUGCUUAACGCAGGAGUCCCUUUUAAAAUCUGCUUCUAAUCCAGAUAUUUUGAGGAGAUGGCCAUUGUGACUCUUUGAUUCCUCCUGCACUGCCACUGAUUGUAACUGGUCCACACUGCCCAAAGAUAAGGGUAAAAUAACACCAGCAACACAUGAAAGACUGGCUGCUUGAUCGGCCAUUUUGAGUGAGUGUCCCCACCUUCACUUGUCAUUGAAGAAUGUUUGAAUGCUUUGAUUAUUGAACAAUGAUUGUUCCCACUUCAAGAAUUUUUUGAAUAAAUAAUUUUUUCCUAUG